Molecule: messenger RNA, 850 nt
Organism: Oncorhynchus tshawytscha (Chinook salmon)
Lineage: Eukaryota; Metazoa; Chordata; Actinopteri; Salmoniformes; Salmonidae
Product: basic salivary proline-rich protein 3-like
Exons: 1
Source: RefSeq, a predicted model, not a curated record
AUGUUAGGGGGAUUCAGUCAACACAGGAGUCUCCUGAACAGUGUCCAACUCCUGGGGCUCCAGGAGGGCCUGUCCCCAUCUUGGGGCCUGCCCCCGUCUCGGGGCUCCAGGAGGGGCCUGCCCCCCGUCUCGGGGCUCCAGGAGGGGCCUGCCCCCCGUCUCGGGGCUCCAGGAGGGGCCUGCCCCCCGUCUCGGGGCUCCAGGAGGGGCCUGCCCCCCGUCUCGGGGCUCCAGGAGGGGCCUGCCCCCCGUCUCGGGGCUCCAGGAGGGGCCUGCCCCCGUCUCGGGGCUCCAGGAGGGGCCUGCCCCGUCUCGGGCUACAGGAGGGGCCUGCCCCCCGUCUCGGGGCUACAGGAGGGGCCUGCCCCCUUGGGGCUGCAGGAGGGGCCUGCCCCGUCUCGGGGCUACAGGAGGGGCCUGCCCCCCGUCUCGGGGCUGCAGGAGGGGCCUGCCCCCGUCUUGGGGCUACAGGAGGGGCCUGCCCCCCGUCUUGGGGCUACAGGAGGGGCCUGCCCCCGUCUCGGGGCUACAGGAGGGGCCUGCCCCCGUCUCGGGGCUACAGGAGGGGCCUGCCCCCGUCUCGGGGCUGCAGGAGGGGCCUGCCCCCCGUCUUGGGGCUACAGGAGGGGCCUGCCCCCCGUCUUGGGGCUCCAGGAGGGGCCUGCCCCCAUAUUGGGGCUCCGGAAGGGUCUGUCUUGGGGCUCCAGGACAGCCUGCCCCCGUCUUGGGGUUCCAGGAGGGCCUGCCCCCAUAUUGGGGCUCCGGAAGGGUCUGUCUUGGGGCUCCAGGAUGGCCUGCCCCCGUCUUGGGGUUCCAGGAGGGCCUGCCCCCAUAUUGGGGCUCCGGGAGG